AAGAUAAAAAAAAUAAUUCCAAACACCCUUUCUCCUUCCGUCACUUAUUUCAAUCACCGGCGAACAAUCCCCCUUCUCCCUCCACCGUCUCCCGCCGUCUUUCUACCGGCAACCACCACCAUCAUCGUCGUAUACCUCCGUGUUCAUGUAUCAAUGCUGUUUUCACUAGCCAGAUUCUUCUCGUGGAAAUGUUUGAAGGUUUAGUGCGGCAGCUGAUAUUAGGUUAUCUUGGCCGGUAUAUUAAAGAUAUACACAGGGAGCAACUCAAGAUCACAUUAUGGAACGAGGAAGUGUUAUUGGAAAAUGUGGAGUUAAUCUUAGAAGCUUUUGAUUACCUUGAACUUCCAUUUGCUCUCAAGCAAGGUCGUGUUGGGAGGCUAAGCAUUAGAAUCCCCUGGAAAAAGCUCGGCUGGGACCCUAUUAUAAUAGUUUUGGAGGAUAUAUUAGUUUGUGCCUCCCAACGCAAGGAUGAAGAGUGGAGCACCGACAAUGUUGAAAGAAGAGAAUUUGCUGGAAAAAAGGCCAAACUUGCUACAGCAGAGCUGGCAAAGUUAUCGCAACGUGUAUGUGAUGAUCAGACUGGGAACUCAUUUCUUUCAUACAUUACAGCGAAGAUUAUUGAUGGCAUUCAAGUCUCAAUCAGGAAUAUUCAUGUCGUAUAUGGAGAUGUGUCGAAUGACAAGGCUCUAACUGUAUUCGGUUUGAAGUUGGCUAGUUUGACUGCAAUGAAGCAAAAUCUCACUGGGUUAUCAAGCGGAAAAGUGAGAACUGGCCAAGUAAAUAAAGUUGUGGAGAUUCAAGGUUUGGAAAUAUAUUGUAGAACCUUUCAUGGAUCUGCAAAUAACCAGUAUACUGACAAUGGUGAGGACUCCAUGUCAAUGGUUGUUGCAAGCAUUCAAAACGAUGAACAUGUUCACUUGCUGGCCCCAGUCGAUGUUUCAGCUUCUAUAUCGGUGAACCGAUCUGGACGGCUAGAGAAUAAUGCAGCACAAUACUCUAUCGAUGUUGAGUUAUCUGGCUUGGUUUUGUCCCUGAAUGAAGAUCAGCUACAGCAAAUCUUGUAUCUAUAUGAUUAUCUAUGCAUCUGUCGUCUAAGAGAAAAAUAUGGGCGUUAUCGACCAUGGGGAAGCCCUUUAUCAAUGAGGCCUGUGGGAUGGCAGAUACAAUGGUGGCAUUUUGCUCAACAAUCUGUGAUAUCUGAUGUCCGUAAAAGACUGAAAAGAACUUCAUGGAAAUAUCUAGGGGAGCGGAUAGGCAUAAAGCGGCGGUAUGUAAACCUGUACAAACUGAAACUGGAGUGUCUUCGGAAAGAGGAGCCUCUGGAUAGUGCAACUGUUUUGGAGUUGGAUCAAAUGGAGAAAGAAUAUGAUAUAGACGAUAUCUUAAGUUAUCGGUCUGUAGCCGAGAAUGAGCUUCAGGAAUUCUUGGUAGAUUCAAUUUCUGGUAUUGGAGUUAAUGAAGCUGACACUGCUUUUGACAAGUCGUUGGAUGAUGAUCAAACAUCAAGCAAGCCCCAAGGAUGGCUAAAGUGGCUGUCCCGUGGCAUGCUUGGUGCCGGAGGUACGGAUGAUUCCAGCCAGUUCUCUGGUGUUGUAUCAGAUGAAAUAAUCAAGGAUAUUUACGAGGCAACAAAGUUUUAUCCGACACCUUCCCCUGAUUUGGAUGCUGCUGGAAGUGAUAGAAUGCUUCUGUCUUCCAUAAAAUUCUCUAUACAUCAAAUAUCUGCUACACUGCGCAACAAGAAGUUUGAUCGUGCUAUUGCUGAACUGGUUUUUGUGGGGAAUCUUGUGGAGUGCAUGAUUUGGGAGGAUUCUGCUGUUGUUAAUGCCUCGAUCAAUGCCGUGGAGAUGAUGAAUCCAUUAAGUGAGCACGCCAUUUUACUUGUUAAAAGGGUCGUUUUUGCGGAGGCUGCAGAGCAUGAUCUAGAUGUGGAGAAACCAUCUCUAAAUAUCCAAGCUUACAUUCCGAAAGAAAAUCGUGAGGGUGAACUGACAUUGAAGGUCCUGCUUGAACCAGUUAAAGUGAUAUGUGAUCCAACAUUUUUUUUGAAUAUCAUGGAGUUUUAUACGGUGCUGAAUUCCUUCAAAUCUCAUGAAGAAAGGGUCCUUAAUUCGCUUAAUGGGAUAAAUGACGUGAAGUCGCGGCUAAUAUCAAAAGCUGAAUAUAUAUUGUCAAGUCGGAGGAGAAUGAUGUGGGAUAUUAGUUUGAAAAAUGUUAAGAUAAUCAUCCCAUGGGAGAUCGGAAACUCAGAGAUUCAUAAAUUGGUACUUGGAUUAACAGGUGUUACUUUUGCAUCAAAACAUGAUAUUGGCUGUAUUGCCCCUGACAUUAAUGUACCACCCCAAUUCACGAGGAAUUUGAUAGAUCUUGAUUCUUCAAAUGAUAUUCUAAAGGGCGUUCAGAUUCAAGAUCUGCAUGAUCACUUUGAAGUAAAAAUAAUAGAUUUCGAGAUAAAUUUGUCUGUGCCUUACUCUCCUCAUACUUUCCCUAUUUUGGAGAAACUCAAUGCUUCUUCUGCUUUAGCAAUGUGCAUUGUCCAGGAUGAGCCAUUAUUGAAAACAUUGGAGGUUUAUGUUGUGGUGGAAACCCUUUUGGCACACUUGUCGCCCUCAAUAGUUGGUGCAGUUUUGGAACUGAUUGAAAGCGUUGAUAAGCUGUAUCAACCAUCACACUCAGGGACAACAACAGUAACCUCAUCAUAUGAUAUGGACUUGCCUCAACCAAAAAACAUAAGUACCUCUUGGGUUUCUGUUAUUGCUAAUUUGGAUUCUUCUAAAGUCAUUGUUGACCUUGAAAAUGGAUUGGAGGCUAGCUGCACACUAACUGUUUCUCUGCAGGACUUAGAAAUCAGAUUUAUUGUUAAGGAAUUCGUAAAAGCGUGCUGGAUAUGUUCACGGGCUUUCAAAGUAACUUCUUAUUCAUUGAAAAGCGGUGAUGAUCUUAUACUAUGCUUGUCUGAGAAUAGUUUUUCUACUCACUCAUCACAACAGUAUGAAGAUGAAUCAAAUGUCUCACCAAAUGGGUGCCUCAUGUUACAUUAUGAUGGUGAUUUGGCCGAGCACAGGUUUAGCAUAUGGUUAAGUGAUGUUGAUCUUCAUUGCUAUCCAUAUAUUAUUGGAUUGCUGGCUGGAUUUAUUGAUAAGCUAUCCAAAUGCGCUCCUUCACAUGCAGUAAAGAAUCAGAAUGUUGUGGGAAGUAGCAGUACCUUAUCUGGUUCAUAUUUUGACUUCCAGAAGUUUGGUUGCUCUAAUAUAUCUGAGACUAGUUCUUCUGAUUGGGAAAGUAUCUCAGUUGAGCAUUACCCUUUUGUUACUAUAUAUAAUGAAAGGUCACUUUUUGAUCUUGAAAACUCACUUAUUGACAUCAGUCCAGACUGGAAAAGGGCUUUUAAUAUUAGAGGGAGUAAGAUAAAUAGUUCAAAGUUCAGUGCAAAAAAGGAAUUUCAGAAACUAUACACCCCAUUUGUUGGAACUAAUGGCAUAAAUUUACCAUCGGAUCUUGAUCAAGUAGGCUUGGUUGUAGUUAAUCUUCACCUCAGCAGCAUAAGACUGCACUUUCAUGACUCGAAAUGCAUUGUUGCGUCUGCUACUCUUCCUGCUGCUAAAUCUUCUAUUGCUAUCCAUGAAGACUCUUUUGAUGUGCUUUGUUCUACCGAGGGGUUGAUUGUCUCAUCAUAUUGGUAUCCACAGGCUCUGAAAGACUGUUUAUGGGGCCCUGCAUCACCAAAUCUUUCCCCAGUGCUAAACAUUCGUGUGAAGAAAGGAAACCGUGAAUCAGCAGGAUCUCGUAUUGAACUAGAUUUUGGUAUUCAAAACGUAUCUUGUAUCUUGCCACCUGAGUUUCUGGCCGUUCUCAUUGGUUACUUUUCAUUGCCUGAUUGGAACUCACAUGAAAAGGAGUCACCUGCAGGGGACAACAUUAGUUUGACUUAUAAGUUUGAAAUAUUGGACUCUAUUUUAUUUGCACCCGUGGUUAAUGCUCGUGACCAGUUUCUAAAGCUUGAUAUUCCACAGCUGUACUGCUCUUUUAUUGAGAACUCUGAUUUGGGUAUCCUUUUGAAAGGCAUCCCUGCUGAGUGUUGUGUUGCAGAGAACUUUAUUGCAGAUCAUAAUCAUUGUCUAAAUUUAUUCGGAAGGAGCUUAUCUCUACAUCAUCUUCUUCUGAAAGAUGAGGUUUCUGAUCCUUCGAAGUUUAAUCACAUUAUUGAACGAAGUGUUAGAUUAGUUGAAUCUUUUAGUGGAGAUAUAUGGAUCAAAAUACCAUAUGGAUCUGAGAAUCUAUGUACUACUGCUGCUUCUUCAAUAUGUGUCAUGUCAAGGAUUAGUAAUUCCCAACUUAUUGUUGAAGGAAGCGACAUACUUGGCUGUUUUGGACUAUUAGGAGAUGUCAUUGAGGAGUUCUCGUCUGUUGGAAGUCUAUCUCGAUGUUUCACUUCUGAUGUUUUACACUUUUUCCAGUCAAAGAGGAGUUCUAAAGAAAAUCAUGUGCUUCCUAUUGAAUCUUCAACUGUGUCCUUGAUAGAAGUUAGAUGUUCUAUCCAAGCCAUGUCAGUAAAUCUAUAUUCUCAACAGAUAGAAUCUCUUUGUAAAGAACUUGUUGCCAAAGCUGACAUGAUAUUCACAUGUGCAGUAUCAAUUAGAAACGACAAGCCUCUUUUUCUUGAUAUGUCAUUUACUUCUUUGACACUCUCUUCGCUGUUUCCCUCAGUUGUCUUAGUGGAAUGCGCAUCUUCUAUCCAAAAUGCAUCUGCCAUUCGCUUGAAUUUCUUAGUGUCAGAUGAGGGCGAAAAACAGCUUCACUUCUCUCUUCCUUCUGUUAAAAUAUGGUUGUUUUUGUCUGACUGGAGUAGAGUUAUUGACCUUUUUUAUUCUUCCUGUGUACAACUUUCUACAAUCCGGAGUGAGGAAUCAAAGAAACCCACUUUAGAUUUGUCUGACCGUGUUGAUACUCCAGACAGUACAUCUCCAUCUAUUAGGGUGUCAAGUUACAUAUCUUCUGAAGACAUAGUGCAGCCUCCAUUUUCGCUAAUUGUGAAAUCGGAUCACAUUGGCGUAAAAAUUUAUGUUCCUGUUCAAGUCUCUGAAAAAGCAUAUAGAUAUGUUGGGGCACACCAAAUUCGAGAGCAGAAUCCAUUUGACAACUACAGCUUUCUCUCAAUAUGUUUGCAAAGCAGGUGCAUGGAUUUGAAUAUUAAUGAUAAAAAUGCAUGUCUGAAGUCUAAUAUUGGGAAGACAACAGGAACAGUUGAAUUAUGCCAAAACAAGAGUGUCCGUUCUUGGCCCCUUUUUCAGUUGUUGCAGGUUGAUGUUGAAACUGACAUUACUAACGAUGAGACGGGGCUCAUGCAUUUGAAGGUAGAUAUUCAGUGUGAUAAUCUAGAUGUUUGGCUUUCACAUGACACAUUUUACUUCUGGCAAGCUAUGCACUUAUUGUUUCCGGAGGAGGAAUCUGGGCCUUCUCAACUUCCAAUGUGUGGUAUAAGUCUCAAAUUUCUCUUAAGGAAGCUUUCCAUUCUUUUGACAGAUCAAAAGUGGAGCUCCAGUGGCCCUCUUCUAGAAAUCCUUAUGGGAAGCUUCUUGUUUCAUGGUAUCAUAACUGAGAACCUUAUGGAAGGAUCGAUUGAUAGUGAGCUUCAAGUGAACUACAAUAACAUUCACAAGGUGUUGUGGGAGCCUUUUCUUGAGCCUUGGAAGUUCCAAGUAAGCUUAAGAAGAGAGCAUGGGAAGAGCGCUCUCCAGAACAGCCCAAUCAUGACUGAUGUUCAUGUUGAGUCAAGAAUGAAUCUCAAUAUCAAUGUUACUGAAUCUCUUAUUGAGGUUGCAUUCAGAGCAUCUGAUAUGAUUAAGGAUGCUUGGGAUCCUAUGGAGCUAAAUGUUAUUUCUGAAAACUCAAGAUUCAUGGGAGCGGGUACCAGCGAAAAUGCACUUUCCAGCAGAUAUGCCCCAUACACACUUGAAAACUUAACUUCGCUGCCUUUGGUGUUUUAUAUUACCAAAGGUUCUAAAAAUGCUGACGGUUUUGAUGCAUCAUCAUUAAAAGAUGGAAAAUAUGUGCAGCCUGGUUCUUCAUAUCCAGUGUAUAUUAGUGAUACCCCAGAUAAACAAACCUAUAGCUUUAGUACUAGCCAUUCUUCUGACAAUUUAGGUGAAAGGAAAAUUGUAGAUGUACAACAUCACUAUAUCAUUGUUCAACUUGAGGGAACUUCCACACUUUCGACUCCUAUUUCUAUUGAUCUGGUUGGUGUUAGCUCCUUUGAGGUGGAUUUUUCUAAUGCGUCUACUAAUAUGGGAGUUGAUGGUGGUGGUGAUAUCUCCAAAGGUGCAAAAGAGUUCGAGGGGAACAGGAGAUUAUACUCAAGCAGCAGCUAUGUUGUCCCGGUACUAGUUGAUGUUUCAGUUCAGCGAUACACAAAGUUAGUGCGCCUGUACUCGACGGUCAUACUCUUGAAUGCAACGUCAGUGCCAUUUGAAGUGCGAUUUGAUAUUCCAUUUGGCGUAUCUCCGAAGAUUCUGGACCCAGUGUAUCCUGGUUGCGAGUUUCCCCUUCCUCUACAUUUAGCUGAAACAGGCCGCAUAAGAUGGCGUCCAUUAGGCAGCACAUACCUAUGGAGUGAAGCUUACAGCAUUUCAAAUAUUCUCUCUUAUGAAAUUAAGAUUGGAUAUUUGCGCUCAUUUGUCUGCUAUCCUUCUCUUCCAAGCAGUGAUCCUUUUCGCUGUUGUGUAUCGGUGCAUGACUUGUGCUUGCCUUCUGUUGGGAGAAUAAACAAAGGAUCAUCUCUUUACACUAAUGAGACUGUAAGGCAAUCAGCUGAGGACCACAAAGGUGACAAGAUAGAGAACCAGGAUCACUUAAAUAAACGUUGUAUUCACCUCGUUACAUUGAGUAAUCCUUUAGUUGUAAAAAACUACUUACCAAAUACAAUAUCUUUGAUGAUUGAGAGUGGUGGAGUUACUCGUAGCGUGCUGCUUUCAGAGGUUGAAACUUCUUUUUAUCAUAUUGAUUCGUCACAUGAUCUCUUAUUAAAUUUCCAUAUACAUGGGAUCGGAUCAUCUGUUGUAAGGUUCCCUCGUGCGGAGAAGUUCAGUGAAAUUGCUAAGUUCAGCGGAACGAAGUUUUCUUCAUCAGAAUCCAUUAACUUUAAUGCCGAUGAUUCUAAAUGUCCAUUAUAUGUUACAAUGGAAAAGGUGAUGGAUGCAUUUUCUGGAUCUCGUGAAAUCUGCGUUUUUGUUCCCUUCUUAUUGUAUAAUUGCUGUGGUUUCCCCCUUAUCGUUGCCAACUCUACAAAUGGAUUGGCAACACGUGGUUGCAUAGUUCCUUCCUGUUAUGAUAUAGAUGAACGUGGCCCGUCUGUAGGCAAAGAAGAUGGUCUUGGCCUUUUGUCUUCCAAUCUGCUUUUGCAUAAUGACGGUGUGAGGAGGUUUCCCCUUAAUAAUAAUCUUGUCUCUACUAGAAAGAGCUUGGGAACAUAUAAUAGUAAGUUUCUGAAGGAAUCCUUCACAUUAUCGGGUUCAUCUAUAACUGCUCUAGGAGGAUCAGAGAAGAAAACUAUAGUCACUCAAAACUCAUCUCUGCCUAAAAAGGAGAAAGGGGUUUCAAGAAGUCAACCAAAUGGGGAACAGAUUGAUUUUAGUGAAACAAAUCGCAAAAAGGUCAACUUUUGCAUGUAUUCUCCUGAUCCUAAUCUUUCAUCGAGUGAGAUUAUGGUUAGGGUUAGACGGUGCCAGUCUGAUAUUGAUGUGGAAAGUAUCUCGAACUAUGCAUGGUCUAAUCAGUUUUUCCUCGUUCCACCAACUGGUUCGGCUAGUAUUCUCGUUCCCCAAUCAUCAAACAAUGCUUCAUAUAUGAUCUCUGUUGCGUCUAGCACUGUUGCUGGGCCAUUUUCUGGGAAGACAAGGAUUAUUAAUUUCCAGCCCAGAUAUGUGAUUAGUAAUGCAUGCAGUAAGGAUUUAUGCUAUAGACAGAAAGGAUCUGACUUCAUUUAUCAUUUGAAGGUGGGGCAGCAUACCCAUAUACAUUGGACUGAUAUAACCAGGGAAUUACUCGUUUCUGUUCGCUUUGAUGAGCCCGGAUGGCAGUGGUCGGGGUGCUUCUUUCCAGAACAUUUAGGUGAUACGCAAUUGAAAAUGCGGAAUUAUGUUUCUGGUGCAGUUAAUAUGGUACGCGUGGAGGUUCAAAAUGCUGAUGAUGCAAUCAGAGAUGAGAAGAUUCUGGGGAAUCCGCAUGGAGACUCUGGGACGAACUUGAUUCUUCUAUCCGAUGAUGAUACUGGCUUUAUGCCAUAUAGGAUUGAUAAUUUCUCGAAGGAGAGACUGCGGAUUUAUCAACAAAAAUGUGAAGCAGUUGAGACUGUUAUUCAUUCCUAUACAUCUUGCCCUUAUGCAUGGGAUGAACCCUGUUACCCACAUCGUCUGACUGUUGAGGUAUUUGCCGAGCGAGUCAUAGGGUCUUAUUCUCUUGAUGAUGCGAAAGAGUACAAACCUGUGUAUUUACCUGCAAAAGCGGAGAAGCCUGAAAGAAGGUUGCUGUUAUCUGUCCAUGCUGAAGGAGCAUUGAAGGUCCUCAGUGUCAUUGAUUCAAGUUUUCAUAGUUUUGAGGAUAUAAAAACUCCACAUUCUCCCCGGUUAAAUGAUAAAAGAGAAUAUGACCCGAGGCAGGAAAACUCUGUUCUUUACAAGGAAAGAUUAUCGAUUUCCAUUCCCUUCAUUGGGAUUUCCGUUAUGAAUUCUCAACCGCAGGAGUUGCUUUUUGCAUGUGCAAGGAAUACAAUGAUUGAUCUGGUUCAGAGUUUGGACCAGCAAAAGUUUUCCCUGAAAAUAUUUGCUUUGCAGAUUGAUAACCAACUACCAACCACACCUUACCCUGUUAUAUUAUCUUUCGACCAUGAAAAUAAGCAAAUCCAAAAUUCUCAGAUCAAAACUAAAGAGGAAAACUUGAGGGUCAAAGGUGAACGUAAACAGUUUGUAUCUGACAAGUCAUGCGAGCCUGUAUUUUCAUUGGCUGCAGCAAAAUGGAGGAAUAAAGAUAAAGCAUUACUUUCAUUUGAGCAUAUAAGUUUAAGAAUGACAGAUUUUCAUCUAGAGCUCGAACAAGAUGUUAUCUUAGGUCUGCUUGACUUCUUUAAGAGAGUGUCUACAAGGUUUCAUAGCAAGGCGAUGCCACAUAUGGAUUCAGUCCUGCACCCAUUGUCCUCAAACUUCAGUGUAAAUAUGAAAACUAAAGUUUCUGAGACCCAUCAAACCGAUAAGGCAGAUAGGGAUUCUAUGUUUCUUGACAGUAAAGGUCGAAGUCAAAUAGGUCCUUUACUACCAUCAGUAGUGCCCAUUGGAGCACCCUGGCAGAAAAUCUACCUUCUAGCACGAAAACAAAAGAAAAUAUACGUUGAAGUGAUUGAAGUAGCCCCCAUUACUUUAACUCUAAGCUUUUCCAGCAGUCCGUGGGUACUAAGGAAUGGAAUACUUACAUCAGGAGAAUAUCUUAUACAUAGAGGUCUUAUGGCUCUGGCUGAUGUAGAGGGAGCACGAAUUCAUCUCAGGCAACUGACGAUUUCUCAUCAGUUAGCUAGUUUGGAAUCUAUCCGAGAGAUCUUGAUCAUACAUUACACGCGACAGCUUCUUCAUGAGAUGUACAAGGUUUUUGGUUCUGCCGGGGUUAUAGGCAAUCCCAUGGGUUUUGCAAGGAGUGUGGGACUUGGCAUCAAAGAUUUUCUGUCAGUUCCAGCCAGGAGCUUUAAGCAGAGCCCAGCCGGUCUUAUCACAGGCAUGGCACAAGGAACGACUAGUCUUCUUAGUAAUACUGUUUAUGCCAUAAGUGAUGCCGCCACUCAAGUCAGUAGAGCGGCACACAAGGGUAUUGUUGCAUUUACAAUGGAUGACCCAACUGCAAUGGAAAUUGAAAGGCAACAAAAGGGCAUGUCAACUCAUGGCAAAGGCGUCAUAAACGAACUUUUGGAGGGGCUCACUGGUCUUCUUCAAUCACCAAUUAGAGGAGCUGAAAAACAUGGUCUUCCAGGAGUACUCUCAGGUAUUGCUCUUGGAGUAACUGGACUUGUAGCGAGACCAGCUGCAAGUAUCCUUGAAGUCACAGAAAAAACAGCUCGAAGUAUUAGAAACCGAAGCAAACUCUACCAUGUGGGGUCUCAACGCCUACGAGUCCGUCUCCCUAGGCCUUUGAGCCGAGACUAUCCCUUAAGACCUUACUUAUGGGAAGAAGCUGUUGGUUUGUCUGUACUUGCAGAUGCCGAUGACACCUUGAUGUUGAAAGAUGAAACCCUAAUUCUUUCUAAACCAAUUAAACAAGGGGGCAAAUUUGUCAUAAUUACCGAACGGCUUCUAUUGAUUGUUAGUUGCCCGAGUCUUGUACAUUUGGGAAAACCCGAGUUUCGUGGGGUCCCUGCUGACCCUGAUUGGGAUAUAGAAACUGAGAUCACAUUGGAUAGCGUGAUACAUGUAGAUACAGAUGAAGAAGUUGUACACAUAGUUGGAAGUAGUUCAGAUAUUGUUUUCAGGCAGAAUCAGAACCAACAAAAAAGAGGCGUUGGAAAUUCAGGAAAGCAAAGAUGGUAUAAACCCCCUACGCCGCUACCACUUUUCCAGAUGAAUCUGGAAUGCUCAUGUAAAGAAGAAGCAGUAGAACUGUUGAAAGUACUUCUAGCGACAAUUGAAAAGGGGAAAGUGCGGGGAUGGGGUUGUGUGCACCGUUUGCAUCAGAGUAAUGUUAGGUAAAGUGGCGGCUGUACAUGAUUAUAUCAUCGGUUGUAAAUUUCUUGUAGAUACCACUAGGUCCACCAGAUAGGGUGUUGCUAUAUCCCCAUCAAUUAGAUCAAAGGCAGAAAAAUGAAAGUUACAAAAGGAAAGAAGUAAUACAUUAUAUGCAGUACAUUGAAAAGUCAGAAACUGAACAUGGUAGUAUUUAAUUAUUGAUUAUAUUUUUUUGUAGUA
This is a messenger RNA of Erigeron canadensis, 10937 nucleotides long. RefSeq lists its product as uncharacterized. The transcript is spliced from 48 exons. Lineage: Eukaryota; Viridiplantae; Streptophyta; Magnoliopsida; Asterales; Asteraceae. The record is from RefSeq and is a predicted model, not a curated record. Gene Ontology annotation, biological process: protein retention in Golgi apparatus; protein targeting to vacuole. Bases 189 to 10721 code for a protein of 3510 amino acids. Gene Ontology annotation, cellular component: extrinsic component of membrane.